Molecule: messenger RNA, 2220 nt
Organism: Hypomesus transpacificus
Lineage: Eukaryota; Metazoa; Chordata; Actinopteri; Osmeriformes; Osmeridae
Gene: plcxd1.1
Product: phosphatidylinositol-specific phospholipase C, X domain containing 1
Exons: 7
Coding region: 466-1443 (325 amino acids)
Biological process (GO): lipid metabolic process
Molecular function (GO): phosphoric diester hydrolase activity
Source: RefSeq, a predicted model, not a curated record
CGUCUCCCUACAGUGAACCCGCCCUCACAGAACUAGCGUAGCCUACCGGAUAUAAAGUAUCUGAUUUAGAAGCAACAACAAUGUUUUUUAAUUGUUAUGUUUUUAGGCUAUGUGUGUGAAUAUAUUUAGAUAAUUUGUGUAUGGUAGUGUUUUCUUAUUCAAAGUCGGCUAUAAUUUGCGUUGACCAAGUUGAUAAGAGUCUCACUGCGGGGAGCGUAGCUUCCACGCAAAACGGAGAAUUCGGCAUCGGACAGGACGGCCGGUUAAGUGCACGACACUGACAACUAUCACCGAUUUCUUGUUUAAUUUUUCACAGCAACAUUCAGUGAACAUUUUAAAUGGACGACUUAUCAAGGGAGAUCCUUUUUAUAUUCUCGGUCAGCAAAACCGGUUCCUCAUGACCGUGUCCUGGGCAUCAGGAAAGCAUCCAUUGCACUACUUCAUACUUGCCAGGAUACAGUCAGGAUGUCGUCCGUGGUGGUGUCUGAACUGAACGAGGUGUCCCUGAAGCACCUGCCCAUGGACAGGUGGAUGACACACCUGCCAUGUGCUCUCUGGGACCUGCCUCUCUGGAACAUGGCCAUCCCAGGAAGCCACAAUGCAAUAACUUACUGUCUUGACAAAAGCGACAGAUCCCCUGUGGAUCUCACUCAACCAGAUAUGCUUCAGAAGCUAGACAAGUAUAUGAAGCCUCUCAUUCGACCGUUUGUUUACAAGUGGGCGGUAACACAGGAGUGCACUCCGAGUGAACAGCUGGACUGCGGGGUUAGGUACUGCGACCUCAGAAUCGCACACAGGCCAAAUGACAGCUCCAAUGAUCUCUACUUCUACCACGGAGUUUACACCAGUAUUACUGUGGAGACCGUUUUGAAGGAGAUAAGAGAGUGGCUGGAUGCUCAUCCCAGAGAAGUUGUCAUACUGUCCUUCAGUCACUUCCUGGGUCUGGACCAGGAACUCCACACACAACUCAUCACAACCAUAAGGAAUGUGUUCACCUCAAAGCUCUGUCCGAAAACGGAAAUGGCAACACUGAGGAACCUGUGGACUUUAGGUUACCAAGUGAUUGUCUCCUACGAGCACCAUGUCGUCAACUGCCACGCUGACCUCUGGUCACACAUCCCCUACUGGUGGGCUAACAAGUGCAAAGCAGAGGCUCUCAUUGAAGAGUUUGAGUGCAAAAAACUAAAUGGCCGCCCAGACGGAUUCUUCGUCACGGGUAUUAAUCUCACAGAGGAUCUGAAGUACAUCUGCUCCCACCCCACCGAGUCUCUGAAGGACCUGGUCAUGUCCACCUACCCAGCCCUGCUGGGCUGGGUGAGGAACCAGACCCCGGGCUCCAACGCUGACUCACUCAACAUCAUAGCAGGGGACUUUGUCACUGAGAGCCAGUUUGUGCCAACUGUGGUAGCACUUAACGAGAAAUUACUCAACUGGCCUUCAUGAUAUCCGCAGAGGGAACCAGAAUUUUUGCCAAUUUCACCUCAGAGCAGCAAAGAAUAAAUGGAGGGAUCGUCGGCAUGAAAUGAAAAUAAGCUCGUUUUUCUGAUUUGAUAUUUAUUCCAGUGACUUGAAAAUUUUUAGGAUUUGCACUCAUUGAUGAUACUGAAAUAUUUAUUUCUGAUGUUUGGAGCUGCUUAAAGUACUUAAAAAGAGUCUUCACCUGCACUUGUUUACCUUUGCCUUUUGUUUAAUUACUCCUUCCUCUUUAUGCAAUUCAUAUAUUUUCAUAUCUCAGGUCAGGUGGCCAGUUUAAAAUGUCAUUUGACCUAUAAGCAAUAAUGAUAUGAUUAACAAUAAUGUAAUGCUAAUGAAGGUGUUGAAGACAUGCUGCACAAAGAAAUAUCACAUGGUUUAAAUGAGCACAUAUGACCAUACACCAAAAAAGAAAACAUAAUUUAAAUGGAUCAAAGUACUUCUUUGAGAUAAUGAGUAUGUGUGUAGACUGCUUAUAUCUCUUAUGUUAAGAAUGCCAUAUCAGUUUAGAAACAGAUCAAACACUGUAUCUGCAUGCCUAGUUCUCAGCAUGGACACUUUAUCUGACCCUUUGACCUUUUACACUUCACCCCUAUAUGGUUAAUAAUAGCAGAGCAUGCCUUCAUAAAAGCAGAACCAUCACCUCUGUGCCUGUGGUGAACCUUUCAGUAAAACAACAACAUGAGCAUUUUUGAAUAUUCUUCUGAAUGUUAUGCCUUAACAGGUUGAAAAUAAAUAUGUGGCAAC